AUGGACACUACUAAUAGCUACUCUAGGCAGGAAUCCGCGUCAACAGCGGAGAAUACCAACACCGGGGCGGACGCAUCAGCGGGAGAGAAGGCGUGCGGAAAUCCCCCCCCGCCUGUGCCGGCGUCUGCGCCUGCCCUUGCGCCUGCCUGCGCGCCUGCAUCCGCGGCAGCGGCAUCAGCGGAGGGUUCUCCCAGUUCCGUCCGCGGCCCCGCGCAGGACUCUUCCGGCGGAGCGCAGGCAGGCGGCGGCGGCCGAGGGGGCGGCGGCGGCGGCGGAGAGGGCGAGCGGGGUGAGGAGUCGUGGGGGUGUUCGGAGGGGCCGGACGAGGAGUUGUUGCGGCUGCUGGAUCAGCAGCACUGGAGCUUCCUGCAACAACCCGUCGAGGCGGAGGCGGAAGCGGAAUCGUUGCCUCCUGCGGAUGCUCAUGUUCCUCCCGGCGAGAGGGUUAUUGGCGAAGGCUUGGCUGCUGCAUCGGGUGGUUACCAUGAUGCUGGUCGCUGUCGCGACGCGCCGCACGACGUGUCCAUGUCGCACGCGUCGCGCAUGUCUUACGCGUCGCAGGGGUCGCUCAUGUCGCAGGAAUCGCAUGGGGUUGCCCUCGGGGUGGCCAUGGCGAGUGCGGCGGAAGCCAUUGCCGCGCGCAUGGCUGGCGCGCCCGGCCUCGCGAGCGGUGGUAGCGGCAGUGGCAGUAGGACGGCUGGAGCAGGCUUGGGUAUGGUCGAGGAAGGCUGGGCGGGUGGGGCAGGUGCAGGCGCAGGGGCAGGGGGAGGGGCAGGGGAAGGGGCGGGCGCAGGGGCAGGUGGGGGUGGUAACCGCAGCCGCGCCAGACCUGCCGCUACUGUUGGUGGUGGGCUUACAGCUGGCCGCCACACGCGACACGCCAGCUGGCAGCUGGGCGGGUCGGGCUCGCUUGUCUCCACUCUCGUGCUCACGCCUCAGGGCGUGGCUCUUGGCGGCAGCGUGACCGGCAGUGGCGGCGGUGGCGGCGGUGGCGGCGGUGGCGGCGGUGGGGGAGGGUGGGGGGGAGAAGGGAUGGGAGGGGGGGGAGCUGCUGGUGGCAGUGGUAACCGGGCCGGUGUUACUGGUGUGCCUUUUUCGCGAAUGGGUUCUGCUCGCACUGCGGAAUCAGGAGGAGGAGGAGCAGCGGUGAUACUGCCAGCUGGACAGGGCGGCACAGGAUGGAGGCAGCGGGACGGCCGGAUUUUAAGGAAGAGAUGUGCCACGUGGACAGGAGGCGAGACGUCAGAUGAUGUGAGCGUAGGGGCGAUGGACGGUGGGGGUGCGCUGUUCGGGCUUUCGGGGAUGGCUGGGGCAGGCGGACGGGUUAGCGGCAUGGAAGGUGCUACUGCUACUACUGCUGCUGCUUUCGUUGGUGCUGGUAGUGGGGCAGGGGUUGAUGGUAGGAAGGCAUGGGUUUCUGGUGGUCGAGGGAUGGUGGGUGGUGAUGAAAGGAGGGGGAGCUGGGAGGAGCUACAGCUGCUGCUACAGGAGAGGGACCAAGGGUUGAGUCACCAGCAGAUGAUUCUGCGGCAGCUGCUGCUGCAGCAGCAACGGGACUUUCAACAGCAGCAGGCGAAACAGCAGCAGGGGGGGCAGCAGGGGCAGGAGAUGCGGGUUGCUGAGAGGCCGUCUCUCCCUCCCUCUGUCUCUGCUGCGUCAAUGGCAGCCGCUGCAGCUGCAGCAGGGGGCAGGGGAGCAGCAGCAGGGGCAUGUGGCACUGCUGUUGGCAGCGGGAGGAGUGGCAUGCCAGGGCAUGGCCUCCCUUCCCUCUCACACAUGCACCCGCCUCUCUCUCGCUCCAUGUCCGAACCCCUCCCCCUCCACCUCUUCAGCUCCUCCUCCUCCGCCACCUCCCCGCUCCCCCACCCCUACGCGUCGUCUCUCACUCCUCCCUCCUCCUGUUCGUCUAUCCCCAUUGCAGCCUCCUACUCUCCUGUAACACCAGGUGCAUCGAGAGAAACAGCAGCAGCAGCAGCAGCAGCAGCAGCAGCAGCAGCAGCAGCUUGUAGGCCCUUCCACGCUAGUGCAUCUGCUGCAACCAUCCCCAACGUCCCGAUAUCCCCAAGGGGACUUCUCACCCCCCCACCAGGCGUACCCUCCGCCCCCGCCGCCUCCCACUCCUCAUCCUCCUCCUCCUCGCCCUCCCUUAAUAAUUCCUCUGAGCGCCAUCAAGCCCUGCAGCUGCUGCUCUCUCAGAGACCGGAACUGGGCCGGUUUUAUAAUGCCGACAGGGUGGGGGCGAAUGUGGGUGGGUGUGUGCGAGAGGGAGUGGGGGGUAACCAGGGGAGGCAACAGGCAGGAGGGCAGACGGGAGCAGGGGAGAGUGGAGACUGGUAUGAGAUGAAUGUGGCUGUUCAACUGGCUGCUGCCGCUGCUACAGCUGCUGCUGCUGGAGGAGGAGGGGGUGCUAGGGGGCCAGGCAGUGGCAGCCGCAGUGGCAGCAGGGAGGGGGUAGCUGGCACUGGCGCUGGUGCUGGUGCUGGUGCUGAUCUGGCAUCACUGCCUGCUGCUGAGCUGGCAGAGCUGAUGGCGGGACGAGGGGGGGGAAGGCAUGGGUUGAGUAGUGUUCCUGGCUCCACGUUUGCAUUGUUACUGCAGCACAAGCAACAGCAGCUGCAACAGGAGCAGCAACAGCAGCAACAGGAACAGCGGCAACAACAGCUGCAGCAGCAGCUGCAGGCACAGCUUGGGAGUGCGAGUGCAAGAGACAAGGUGGGGAUGGAAGUGGCCAUGGCAGGGGCCAGUACACCACACUCUUUGGCCCUUCAGCAGCAUUUAGAAGCGAAGAUUCGAGCGAGACUGACAGCAGCAUCAGGAGCCAAGCUGGCCGAUGUGGGUGCAGGGACGGCAAUGGCACUGUACAUGGGCAUGGGGCAGCAGAAAGGUUGCGAGCAGGCAGACAUGGGAGUAACAGGAGGGCAGGCACAGCUUAGAAUGGCUCUCAUGCAGCAGAUUGUGCAGCAGCAGAAGAAACAGCAGCAGCAGGAGCAAGAGCAGGUGGAGAGGGAGUCCACACAUGCUGACCUUAAGGCAAUGCUGUUGAUGCAUAUGGAGCAGCGGCAGCAGCAGCAGCAGCAGCAGCAGCAGCAGCAGCAGCAGCAGCAGCAGCAGCAGCAGCAACAGCAGCGACAGCAGCGACAGCAGCAGGCUGCAACUGCCGGUGCAAGUGACGCUCCUCCAGCAGCCGCGUUUGCAGCAGCAGCAGCGAUUGCAGGAAGCACGAGUGCAGCGCUGUCUCCGUUGCUAGAGGGAAAACAUGGUGUUGGUGGGACGCAUGCACAACUAUCUUCUGCUACUGUUGCUGCUGUUGCGUCUCAAUUUGCAGCUGAGCAGCGGGGAGGGGGCAUGCAUGUAGCAGGAGCCUUGACCAAUUCUGCUGUAGAGUGA
Messenger RNA from Closterium sp. Naga37s-1, 3387 nucleotides. Lineage: Eukaryota; Viridiplantae; Streptophyta; Zygnematophyceae; Desmidiales; Closteriaceae. The record is from the annotation of a GenBank genome assembly.